CUUAACUAAUUUUUUAGAAAGUCUUUUGUUGGGGACCAUUUUCUCAACUUAGGACCAUCAUUGCAGGGAGAAAAACAUGGGAGAUACGCUGCGCCUAGCAGUGGGAGUCAUGGGCAAUGCAGCUUCUCUGUUGCUUUUUUCAGCACCUAUGGUCAUCAGGAAGAAAAGCACUGAAGAGUUCUCAUGUGUUCCUUAUACCAUUGCACUGCUAAACUGUCUCCUUUACACAUGGUAUGGGUUGCCUGUCAUAAGCUACAGAUGGGAAAAAUUCCUUGUGGUCACCAUCAAUGGAUUAGGGAUUCUUUUUGAGCUUUCCUUCAUUCUCAUAUAUUUAUGGUUCACUUCAGCUAAAGGAAAGAUGAAGGUUGCUAUCACAGUGAUACCUGUCAUCCUAGUGUUCUGCAUCACGGCAGCUAUCUCAUUGUUUUCUUUCCAUGAUCACUACCAUCGCAAGAUAUUUGUCGGGAGUGUUGCUCUUGUGGCCUCUGUGGUCAUGUAUGGUCUCCACUAGUGGUUGUGUUCCCAAAUCUUGUUGGCAUCCCCUUAGGGAUCCUCCAACUUGUGCUGUACUGCAAGUACAGAAAAAGAGGAAUCAAGGAAGAAUCACACAAAUGGUAUCAGGAAAUUAGGAAUGAAGAGAAAUCCAAACAGUUGCAGCUAGUGAUUAACGACAGUAAUAAUGACAAAAGUUAACAAAAUUAUGUAAGAGAAUGAGUUUUGUUUUGUGUGCAUAUCCUCCAUCAGAUCUCUAAAAUUAAUUUUCAUUCCUAACAAAGUAUGAUUCCAUGCACAUACACACACACAGUUGGCUACUAACAAAACUUUAAC
This is a messenger RNA of Populus euphratica (Euphrates poplar), 828 nucleotides long. RefSeq names its product bidirectional sugar transporter SWEET3-like. The transcript has 5 exons. Gene Ontology annotation, cellular component: membrane. Lineage: Eukaryota; Viridiplantae; Streptophyta; Magnoliopsida; Malpighiales; Salicaceae. The coding region runs from base 77 to 511 and encodes 144 amino acids. The record is from RefSeq and is a predicted model, not a curated record. Gene Ontology annotation, molecular function: sugar transmembrane transporter activity. Gene Ontology annotation, biological process: carbohydrate transport.